Messenger RNA from Salarias fasciatus (jewelled blenny), 537 nucleotides. RefSeq names its product gametocyte specific factor 1 (gene gtsf1). The coding region runs from base 1 to 537 and encodes 178 amino acids. The transcript has 6 exons. Lineage: Eukaryota; Metazoa; Chordata; Actinopteri; Blenniiformes; Blenniidae. The record is from RefSeq and is a predicted model, not a curated record.
AUGGAGAACUUUCGGUUUGGAUUCACCGCCAGCUCAAGCAGGGCCCUGCCUCAGAGAAUCCCUGAAAAAGAGAAAGAAGAUGAGAGGGGGAACUAUGACCCAGAGCAACUUUUGCAGUGUCCCUAUGAUAAGAACCACCAGAUCAGGGCCUGUCGCUUGCCUUAUCACCUCCUCAAAUGCAAGAAGAACCACCCAGAGCUGGCCAGUAAGCUGAAGGCCUGCCCUUACAAUGCUCUCCAUCUGGUUCCUAAGCAUGAGUUGACACGUCACACUGAGACCUGUGAGAGCCGGAUCCCUGUGAACCCUGAAGAAGCUGCUGGAGAAAAUGAAAGCUGUCCAUGGCAUGUCCCAGUUAGUACUUGGGUAAACCCAAACACUACAGAGGACUGGGAAGCAGAAGCAGACCAUGUUGUCAAGCCCUUCAAGUGGGGUGUGGAUACCCAGCAAGAUUGCCAGUUUGAGAGAGACCUAACUAACCGUUUAGGGCGUAGCUCCAGACCUCCCAACACCUUCCCUUGGCCAGAUUUGAAACUUUGA